Molecule: messenger RNA, 1669 nt
Organism: Scomber japonicus (chub mackerel)
Lineage: Eukaryota; Metazoa; Chordata; Actinopteri; Scombriformes; Scombridae
Gene: fzd1
Product: frizzled class receptor 1
Exons: 1
Coding region: 2-1669 (555 amino acids)
Biological process (GO): canonical Wnt signaling pathway; non-canonical Wnt signaling pathway
Cellular component (GO): plasma membrane
Molecular function (GO): Wnt-protein binding; Wnt receptor activity
Source: RefSeq, a predicted model, not a curated record
UAUGGUUUAUAACACACUCCUUCGUGCUGUUUUCACUUGCUCUCUUUUCAUUCUGCUCAUUAACGAGGGGAUAUUUCGAGUAAAUGGGCAGUACGGUGGUGGUGGCGGGGAGCGAGGAAUGUCUAUACCGGAGCACGGCUUCUGUCAGCCCAUAUCCAUCCCUCUGUGUACGGACAUCGCCUACAACGAGACUAUCAUGCCCAACCUGCUGGGUCACACCAACCAGGAGGACGCCGGCCUGGAGGUCCACCAGUUCUACCCUCUGGUGAAAGUGCAGUGCUCCCCGGAUUUAAAGUUCUUCCUGUGCUCUAUGUACGCGCCUGUGUGCACGGUGCUGGAGCAAGCUCUUCCACCGUGCCGGUCCCUGUGCGAGCGUGCCCGGCAAGGCUGCGAGGCUCUCAUGAACAAGUUCGGCUUCCAGUGGCCCGACAGUUUAGCGUGCGAGUCGUUCCCUGUGCACGGUGCAGGAGAACUGUGCGUGGGGCAGAAUAUGUCGGAUCGUACCGAGCCAGACCCACCCGCUCCGUACCCCACCGAGAGGAUCAUGUCUGACCCCGCAAACGGUCAGUUCAGGUGCCCUGCUUCUCUCAGGGUGCCACCCUACCUGAACUACCGUUUCCUCGGGCAGGAGAACUGCGGUGCUCCGUGUGAGCCGAAGAGAUCUCACGGGAUGAUGUACUUCAAUGAAGAGGAGCUCAGAUUUGCCAGGAUCUGGAUCGGGAUCUGGUCUGUGCUGUGCUGUGCUUCCACUUUGUUCACAGUGCUGACCUACCUGGUGGACAUGAAGCGGUUCAGCUACCCUGAACGCCCCAUUGUCUUCCUAUCAGGGUGUUACACCAUGGUGUCCAUCGCCUACAUCGCAGGGUUCUUACUGGAGGACAAAGUGGUGUGCAAUGAUAGGUUUGAUAAUGACAUUAGGACUGUGGUGCAGGGCACUAAAAAGGAGGGCUGCACCAUCCUCUUCAUGAUGCUGUACUUCUUCAGCAUGGCCAGCUCAAUCUGGUGGGUCAUCCUGGCUCUCACCUGGUUCCUGGCAGCAGGGAUGAAAUGGGGCCACGAGGCCAUCGAGGCCAACUCCCAGUACUUCCACUUGGCAGCCUGGGCCGUACCCGCCAUUAAAACCAUCACCAUCCUGGCUGUGGGACAGGUGGACGGAGACGUGUUGAGCGGGGUUUGCUUCGUCGGCAUCAACAGCGUGGACGCCCUGCGGGGUUUCGUUCUGGCGCCACUCUUCGUCUACUUGUUCAUCGGCACGUCCUUCCUCCUGGCUGGGUUCGUGUCCCUGUUUCGCAUCCGCACCAUCAUGAAGCACGACGGCACCAAGACAGAGAAGCUGGAGAAGCUGAUGGUGAGGAUAGGGAUCUUCAGCGUGCUGUACACCGUGCCGGCCACCAUCGUCAUCGCCUGCUACUUCUACGAGCAGGCCUUCAGAGAGCAGUGGGAGAGGACGUGGAUCACCCAGACGUGUAAGACGUACGCAGUGCCGUGCCCCGGACAGAACCACCCCAACAUGAGCCCCGACUUCACCGUCUUCAUGAUAAAGUAUCUCAUGACGCUCAUUGUGGGCAUCACCUCCGGCUUCUGGAUCUGGUCUGGAAAGACCCUCAACUCGUGGAGGAGGUUUUACACGAGACUGGCCAACAGUAAACAGGGUGAGACCACAGUGUGA